Molecule: messenger RNA, 1635 nt
Organism: Myodes glareolus (Bank vole)
Lineage: Eukaryota; Metazoa; Chordata; Mammalia; Rodentia; Cricetidae
Source: RefSeq, a predicted model, not a curated record
UGGAGGUCUGGUCCACAGGGUACGGGUUAUUUACUGUCUGGGUAAGAAAUAACUUGGGACCUCGAAAUCAGAAGAUAAACAAACCUAAAUCCAGAGACUCUUACCCUCAGCCCGGAAGUAAGCAUGGAGUCCGGGUGCCCUGAGUUGCUGGAGCCCCCAGAAGAUAUCUUCUCAACAGGAUCCUUCCUGGAGCUGGGGCUCGACUGUCCUCCGUCAAAGGGCCUUCAGAAGAGCGAACCUGACGAUCUCCUGAACCUCUUCAUUGAUCCCAAUAUGGUAUACUGCUCAGAGACAGCUCCUGCUAGUGACAGUGGUGUCUCGGAAGACCCUAGCUCUCCAGCCCCACAGGCGCCUGGCUCCCCCGCCCUCUAUGAGGUUGUCUAUGAGUCAGGGGGCUUGCAGAGCACUCAGCGGGAAGCGGGGCCGGCCUUCGGACUCAUCUCCAUCCAGAUAGAGCAGUGGAGCUCUGCAUUCAUGGCGCCUGAGACCUGCCCGGUCAGUGGGCUACCCUCUGAUGCUCAUAGACACAUCCUGCCUAGAGCCAGCACGGUAGCCCCAGCAGCUCCUGACGCCCUGCUGUCCUGUCAACGUCUGUUCCUGACAGAUGAAGAGAAGCAUCUGCUGGGGCAAGAAGGGGUGUCUCUGCCCUCUCACCUGCCCCUCACUAAGGCAGAAGAACGAGUACUCAAGAAGGUCAGGAGGAAAAUUCGCAACAAGCAGUCAGCGCAGGACAGCCGUCGGCGGAAGAAAGAAUACAUAGGCGGGCUGGAGAGCAGAGUGGCAGCCUGUUCUGCACAGAAUCAGGAACUACAGAGAAAAGUCCAGGAGCUGGAGAGGCAGAACACUUCCUUGGUGGCACAGGUCCACCAGUUACAGAUGCUCACUGCUCAGACCUCCAGCAGAGCUGCCCAGACCAGUACCUGUGUUCUGGUACAUCAGGAUGUUCUUUAUCUCCCUCCACCCGCCCGCCACCAUGCUCCACACUCCCACCUAAGACCCCCACUACCUAGCCCUAUUUCCCAAACCCUGAUAACUGUACUGACAAUGUUGAUGCAGUCUUCCUCCUCUGCUGUCCCCAACACCCAUAUGCCCCCUUGCUCCUUUCAGAUUCUCCUUUUUUCGCUGGCUCUCAUCAUCCUGCCCAGCUUCAGCCCCUUCCAGGGCCAACCAGAAGGCAGACAUAAGGCUUACCAGCCUCAUGGAGUGAUUUCCAGAAAUAUCUUGACUCACAAGGACAUGACAGAAAGCCCAGAGAUUCCAGCGGUGAAGUCCCAACUGGAGGGACUGCCUGAAGUCCCAACUGCAAAUGGCUCUACAAAGACACAGUUAAAGCUGGGGACGAGGAACAGACCCACUGGGCAGAUCAGGGGAAUGCUGCAUGCAGAUGAGAUGUAAGCCUUUCCAAUCACACAGAACCCAGAGGCUUCCCUGACCAUUUCAUCUGGAAUUUCCAUUUAGGCAUCCAACCUUGGAGUUCUAACUCACUCAAGAUCCCAUAGAUCCACAAAGGCCAAGUUUGCUUAUAUGGCAGGGCAUCUCAUAUACUUCUGUCCUACAUUUGUGAUUUCUUCUUUGGGGAUGAGAUUAACGGGAACCAAGUUUUGACUCAGAAAUAAACUUUCUAGCUAAAAUUCA